Molecule: messenger RNA, 3426 nt
Organism: Ornithodoros turicata
Lineage: Eukaryota; Metazoa; Arthropoda; Arachnida; Ixodida; Argasidae
Exons: 7
Coding region: 33-1334 (433 amino acids)
Molecular function (GO): oxidoreductase activity, acting on the CH-OH group of donors, NAD or NADP as acceptor
Source: RefSeq, a predicted model, not a curated record
UCGAGGGUAGGCAAGCGUCUUCUGCUGCACCGAUGGCGACUGUCGACGAAACACCUCUGGUGCUGGUGACCGGCGCUAGUGGGUACCUAGGCUCCCACGUGGUCCAGCUCUUAGUGUCCGAAGGCCACCGGGUACGGGCGGCGCUUCGGAAUGUGGACGAUGCGAAAUUCCUGCAAGCCUUUCCGGGAAAACAUCAGGUGGAAGUAGUGGAGGCGGACUUGCUCAACGAAGAAUCAUGGAACAAGGCCUUGGAAGGGUGUACCUACGUGGUCCACGUCGCCGGACCGACGCCUCACUCUGCUCUGUCCAAUGACCCCGUCAAGUUAGCCGUGGACGGCACUAAAGCUGUUCUCAAGGCAGCCGCCCAGUCGGGUACCGUCAAGAGGGUUGUCCUCACAAGUUCCAUCAGCGCCAUAUGCGAUCAAUCCCAGAGUUCUUUGAGCGAGAGAGAGGGUAAGCCGUUCACAGAGGAGGAUUGGAGCAAUCCGGAUUCAGCAGCACUGGACGCGUAUGGCAAGGCAAAGACCCUGCAAGAGAAAGCCGCCUGGGACUUGGUCAAGGAACUGCCUGAGGAAAGCAAGUUUGAAUUGGCGGUCAUCAAUCCAGGACUAUGCAUUGGGCCCCUCCUGCGGAAGACCACACACGGUGUUCCUACAAGCGUACUGUUGAUCAAGCGCUUCAUGGACCGCCCUCUUCCGUUGGUCCCUCCGGCGUCGCUAAGCGUCGUGGACGUGCGUGACGUGGCCCAGGCUCAUGUGAAGGCCCUGUUCAGUCCCGACGCGGCCAACCACAGGCACAUCGUUACCAACCAGAGCAUCUCCGUCAAAGACAUGGCCACCGCCCUCGCCAAGGAGUUCAAACCACAUGGUUACAGCAUCUGCACUGCUGGUGCUCCGUACUUCCUCAUGUGGCUCAACAGCCUGGUGGACAAGAAGAGUAAGCUCUUGCUUUCCAAUACGAACACAGCGAGCGCCUACGACACGUCCCGCAUGAAGGACGUCCUGUCGCUGGAACCCCGCGAUGUGCAGCAAUCCAUCGUUGACACUGCCUAUAGCAUGAUACAGCUGGGAGUCGUUAAAAAGUCCAAGAAGAUGAAGAAACAGGAAAUGUCCACGGAAAGCGAAACUCAUCCCGAAGGUGAAGUGAAUGGAGUGGAAAAAGAAGCUCCGGCGCCAGUGGAGGAAGAAGCACAAGUGAACGGGGUCAAGACGGAAACUGCCACGGAAAACGAAGAAAGGCACGACGAAGACGUAGACCAAGAAACCUCGAACGAAGCCACCAAAGAGCCCGAAGAACAACCGUCGCAGCCGCAAGUCGAGGUGGCUGCCACCUAAACAUCACUUUAACGACCUAUGGGUGAGAGGCCCAUCGAGGAAAGUUUCACGGUUCAUUUUUCUUUCACAAUGUUACGCUUUUCUUUUCAAACCCAAUUGAGGCGGUGAAGCAGACGGUCGAGAAUGUUCAGUCUAUUUUAUCAACAGAAAGAAUCCAAUCGGCAAAAUGGGACGGAGACGUAUCUGACGCACAUAACUUACGCGAACCCGGAGAAUGAACCGAGAAAGACAAAUCUUGUUUCCCUUGUCGCGAAGCUAGCAGACGACAUAGGUUGCAAAAUGGCGUCUCGUAGUAGCAGACGACAUAGGUUGCAAAAUGGCGUCUCGUAGUAGCAGACGACGUAGGUUGCAAAAUGGCGUCUCGUAUAGGCGGGGUGGUCUUUUCAGGAGUCUAUUUCACAUAGACUAGGAAGAAAAAAAAGUUUGGUUUAUGCAAGUGACCUUCUCAGGUUUAUUUGUUAUGUAACGCAACGGAAAUACCUUACGGAAUGUGCAGGAGGGCUCCAUAGAGAAUCUCCGAGACGAAUGCUUUGUGCUCAAAGCGAGCAAUGUACAUAUGUAUUCAUCUAAGUCUUGGAUGCCGCUGACGUUUUCACUCUGAAUACGUUCCCUCGCAUACGUAAAUCACAUUCUCCGUGUAUACAGCUCGUUUUCGUGAUCCCCAUUGGUUAACAAAAUUGUGUGUCGACAGCAAAUCAUAUUACUCACGUAUCGUAAAACAUACGAGCAAGAUCCGCAUGAAUUACCGUAUUUACUCGCAUAAUUGACGCACCUCACCACUCAACUUAGCGUUGCGCUGUAGAGGCGAUUGGUUAGUUAUUAUAAAGAGUCGCGGGAGAAAAGAAAGUGCCAAUAUUUGAGCGCCCAAGUUGGGAGUGCUCUAAUUACGCGAGUAGAUGCGGUAUGUGUUUUCGCGGAUAAUCUUUGGAUCAAUGCGUAUAACCUCAACAGCAGAUACUCAAGCAGCGAAUAUUCGCUCCCGCUGCACUUUCACGGUGUCUGACGUACAUAUUUCAAAAAGUCAUACGCAUUAUUUACUUUGAUACACGUGGUAUACAUAUUGUCGUAUUUUUCUGUUCAGUUAUUCUAACUGUGCAACAACACAAACAAAACAAGAAAAAAAAAAUCGUCGAUGAGGGUACUGUAAAACCCGACACUUUGGCUACAGUUUUUUCUAUGAAUGCUCAAUUUUUGGGGUAACUUUUCACUUUGGACGCGCAUAUUUCCCUUUUUUCACGAUAAUAUCGACCACUUUAGCAUUAGUUGUAUCUACCAUCAAAGUCUGCCUCCAUUUUCUACAGAGUCCGAGAAAAAGGAGUUUCCGAGUGGCCAAAAUUGUUUCGCCGCAUUUCACUUUUUUUCUACCCCUCCGGGGCCAAGAAAUUUUGAAAUGUACUUUUACCUGUUUUUGUAACACUUAUACAAGCAGACAUAUCUAUACAUAGAAGAUUAGCACUCAAUAGGAAAAAAAGGCAUUUAUGCGCCAUCGGUUAGAGCCAUGCAUAGAGAGAGCGUGGACGAUAGAAGGUCACGUGACGCUGGCAACGGCGCAACCUUUCAUCUCACACUUUGCAAGCGUGCAGCCGUUCAGCUGAGUAACGUCAGCGUGGUGUGUUGUCUUCUGUGUCCAUGGUUCCUUUUCUUCUUUGCCGCACCAACGCCAUCUUGAGUACACAAAGCUAAUAGACGCAACCUGCCAAUCAUAGCUACGGCUAUGGCUACGGAGACUAGCCGCCAUCAUCCAUGGAGCGAAGGAAGGAGAGGAGGCAUCGAGCGGGCCUACUCGCUCGCAACACACGUUCCACGCACCGUGAUGACGUCAUCCGUUCUAGUCAAAAGAUGGCCAGACUCUCUCUAUGCGUGGCUCCUCUGCUGGCAAUGCUGACGAUCAACCGCUGCCCCAGAGUGAAAUUUACUGCAUAUUAUACCAUGUACUUGAUUCACCAUGCAAUUCUGCUAUUGUAGUAACAACUAUACAAUACCCCUGGUACUCACAUUUUCUACAUUUAUGUCCCAUGUGCAUUUCCAAACUCUGCCAUGUUUUUUGUGGAUGCAUCUUUGUAUGCUUGUUAAUAAAUCUGGACAAACAGCA